CUCUCUUCCCCUCUUCCACGAACCCUUUUGUACUUUCUCCUCUUUCCUUAUUUCUGUUCCCUUUUUUUUUUUUUCUACGUAGUGUCGUCCAUCUUUACCCCCAAGCAGUCAAACAAAAGAACCCCCAAUGAAAAAUAUUCCUCCAAAAGCCUACAUGUUUGUGAAUUACAAGCAAUGGAAUAG
Messenger RNA from Umbelopsis ramanniana AG, 183 nucleotides. RefSeq lists its product as uncharacterized. The annotation marks the transcript as partial. Lineage: Eukaryota; Fungi; Mucoromycota; Umbelopsidomycetes; Umbelopsidales; Umbelopsidaceae. The record is from RefSeq and is a predicted model, not a curated record. The transcript has a single exon.